Molecule: messenger RNA, 3405 nt
Organism: Wallemia ichthyophaga EXF-994
Lineage: Eukaryota; Fungi; Basidiomycota; Wallemiomycetes; Wallemiales; Wallemiaceae
Product: Splicing factor U2AF 50 kDa subunit
Exons: 14
Coding region: 1-3405 (1134 amino acids)
Cellular component (GO): U2AF complex; U2-type prespliceosome; commitment complex
Molecular function (GO): pre-mRNA 3'-splice site binding; poly-pyrimidine tract binding
Source: RefSeq, a predicted model, not a curated record
AUGUCAAACUACGCACAAGAAAAGACAGUUUCUGGUUCUGCGCCUGCGCCUGUAUCUGCGCCUGUAUCUGCGCCCGCACCCGCACCUGCAAAACGUUCAUAUCCAUUCUGGCUGGGAGGUGUCGCUGCGUCUAUGGCUGCAUGCCUCACGCACCCGCUCGAUCUCACCAAGGUGCGUAUGCAAACGAUGGCUGCAAAGGAUAGGCAGAAUAUGCUGCGGACGAUGAUCUCCACGGUGAAAGAGCAAGGUAUCAGAGGUCUCUAUGUUGGUUUGAGCGCUUCGGUGUUUAGGCAGAUGACCUACUCGAUUACCCGUUUUGGCGCUUAUGAGAAACUUAAAGCGUUUACUGCCAAACCUGGUCAACAGGCCAGCGCUGCUAAUAUGGUGCUCUGUGCUUCAGGUGCCGGGGCUUUGGGCGGUAUUGCGGGGAAUCCAGCAGAUAUUGUUCUAGUUAGAAUGACUUCGGAUGCUACUAAACCUGCUGCUGAAAGAAAGGGAUAUAGAAAUGCGCUGCAUGGUACCUUCAGAAUGACAAAGGAUGAAGGAGUCAAAACGCUGUUUAGAGGAUUGGGCCCGAAUACCGUCAGAGCUAUCCUUAUGAAUGCGUCGCAGUUGGCUAGCUACGAUUACUUCAAGAGAAGUUUGAUGACUUUUGUUGAAAUGGAGGAAGGCCUUCCGCUUCAUUUCUCUGCGUCAUUCUUGGCAGGCACACUCGCUACUACCGUGUGCUCACCAGCAGAUGUAAUCAAGUCGAGAGUUAUGAGUCAAUCUAGCGCGGGUGGAUCUAUCACUCAGAUGUUCAAGGACAGAGAUAGAGAUUACGACCGCAGACGUUACUCUGAUAGACCUCGCCGCGACAGAGACGACGACAGAUACGAUAGAUCUCGCCGUCGCGAUGAUUACGAUAGACGCGCACGCCGUGAAGACCGCGAAAGAGACUUUGAGCGCUACGAUCGCAGGGAUAGAGACAGGAGCGACAGAGACCGCUACGACGACAGGCGUCCGAGGAGAUCCGACAGAGACAGAGACGAUAGGAGGAGAAUUGAUAGAGACCGUGGUGAUCGCGCUGACCGCGACCGUGGCAGAGAAGACAUGGAUCGUAGUUACGGCACUCCAAAAAGACGCAGCCCAACUCCAGACAAUAUUGUGCCACUAUCACAACGCAAAAAACAGAGAAGCUAUUGGGAUAUCAAACCACCUGGCUUCGAAGGUAUUACAGCUUUGCAGGCUAAGUAUUCUGGUAUCUUCGCCAUGGCAGGCGUUCAACGCGCUGUUGCUUUCCCUGGCCAAUCUUCCUUCUCUAAUCUUCCUCCUACUUUAGAGGAUUUCACUGGAUCAAGGGCUUCUAGAAGAGUCUUUAUUGGCGACAUCAAACCAAAUCACAAUGAAGAGAACUUGACAAAGUUGUUUAAUGAUAAAAUGUCGACUAUUGAUCAAGUCGCAAAAAUUCCUGGCGAUGCUACCGUUAAUGUCACAGUUAAGCACGACAGAGGUUACGCUUACGUUGAGUUUAGAAACCCAGAAGAGGCUACUCUGGCUCUACAAUUUGAUGGCACCAUCUUCCAAGGUGAAUCCAUCCAGGUUAAGCGUCCAGAUGUUGUGCUUGAGGAGCUACAGAGCAAACAAGGCAACAACGUCAGUGGAACGGUGCCAGAUUCUGACCAGAAAAUCUUUGUCGGUAGCUUGCCUUCUUUCCUCACGGACGAGCAGGUGAUGGAGUUGCUCAGUAGUUUUGGUGAGCUACGCUCUUUCAAUUUGGUUAAAGAAGGAACGACGGAGGUUUCAAAAGGAUUUGCAUUUUGCGAGUACAAGGAUCCCUCACUCACCGACAUUGCUAUACAAGGUCUGAACGGGAUGGAAGUAGGCGACAGAAAGCUUGUCGUUCAGCGCUCAUCAACUGGUCCAAUGGGUAAAGUUGGCGCAGGUGGUACAUCAACAAUUGCUCAGAUUCUUCCAAUGGCGUCAGAAACACAAGCUUUCCGCACAAACGUCUUACUUUUAUUGAAUAUGGUGACCGCGGAGGAGCUCAGAGAUGAUCUCGACUACCAAGAAAUCAGAGAGGAUAUUCAAGAGGAGUGUUCACAGUAUGGUGAGGUGGUAAAAAUCAAGAUACCUCGACCACCUAGACCAGAUGAUCCAGUAUUCAGAACACCCGGAGUUGUUACAGCAUCUGGGGAAGACUUCCGAUUUGAAGCAGUUGCAGAGGAGUUAGGCGUUGGGAAGAUAUAUAUUCUGUAUAAAACAGAAGAGCAGGCGAGUAAGGCGUUGAAAGCGCUAGCUGGUAGAGUAUUCGGUGGACGUACCAUUGUUGGGGCGUAUGGAAAACUCCAAGACGUUGAAGAUGCUCCACUUCCACCUGAAAUGCCUGCUGAUGAUGCACCAUUACCACCAGACGAAGGUAUCCCACCACCACCGCCACCAACACGCUUGAUGCUACCAGAAAUGCUGCCAGAUAGCAAUCAGAGCGAUGUACGAGAAACGCAAUUUGAAUUCAUGUUUCUGGGUACAGGUACUAGCUCUGCGGUGCCCAUAUUGCCAUGCGUCACGGAUCCCGAACAACGAUGCAAGACGUGCUUAUCGUCCGCGGAGGAGGAUACGAGGGGCAAUACAUCGGCAGUCGUGCAGGCAAAAGGGGGCGAUGGAAAUAUUAAGACCAUAUUGAUUGAUUGUGGCAAGACGUUUUAUAGGGAUUCGUUGAGGCAAUUUCCUAAGCGAGGGCUGAGAAAGAUUGACGGACUACUGCUUACACACGGCCAUGCUGAUGCUAUGUAUGGAUUAGAUGAUUUGAGGGCGUGGACUAUGCGUUCGAUACAGGACUGCAUAGACGUUUAUACCAACCUGGAUACAUUCAACACCGUUAAGAAUGUGUUUCCUUACAUGGUCGAUAGCUCGAAAGCCAGCGGCGGUGGUGAUGUUCCAGCAUUCAGAUGGCACAUAAUAACACCAGGAGAGCAGUUUGAUGUCGCAGGUGUGCCUGUUAUCUCCGCGGAGGUGGAACAUGGAUUAGCUUCACCUAAGAGUGUAUCGGGAGAUAGCUCGCCGUUUAUUUGUCUCAGUUUCAUAUUCCCCGUUGGUUUGAUUUAUAUGGCAGAUGUAAGUAGAAUUCCAGAGAGAGCAUACGAAAUUAUAGAGCGGACAUUCUGGGAUAGAAAACCCGCAGUUCUCGCACUAGAUUGCCUGAAAACAGACCCCCACUUAUCACAUUUCGGAUUGGAACAGAGUUUGAAUGCAACGUAUCGGAUCGGUGCACAGAAAACACUUUAUAUUGGAUUUGGACAUGAGCGUACACAUGCUAGUUGGAUAGAGUACAUAAAGCAGAAGCAAGCAGUUGAUAUGGACAUUGGACCUGGGUUUGAUGGACAAACAGUACAAGUUGAAAGCGAUGGACGCGUGUAUCUCAAAUAA